Molecule: messenger RNA, 1021 nt
Organism: Galeopterus variegatus (Sunda flying lemur)
Lineage: Eukaryota; Metazoa; Chordata; Mammalia; Dermoptera; Cynocephalidae
Product: kunitz-type protease inhibitor 2-like
Exons: 1
Molecular function (GO): serine-type endopeptidase inhibitor activity
Source: RefSeq, a predicted model, not a curated record
GCUCUGCUUGCCCUACUGGGAGCGCUGCUCCUCUCCGGGGCCACGGCGGCCGACAGAGAACCCGGCAUCCACGACUUUUGCCGAGUUUCAAAGGUGGUGGGGAGAUGCCAGGCCUCCAUCCUUAGGUGGUGGUAUAAUGUUACUGAUGGAUCCUGCCAGCAGUUUGUGUAUGGAGGCUGUGAAGGAAAUGACAAUAAUUACCAGAGCAAGGAGGAGUGUCUUGAGAAAUGUUCUGGUGUCACAGAGAAUUCCAUUGAUGAUCUGGCCACCAGCAGGAACGGAGCAGAUACCUCUGCACCAAGUGUUCCCAGAAGGAAGGACUCUGAUGACGUCUCCAGUGAUAUUUUCAACUAUGAAGAAUAUUGCAUUGCCAAGGCAGUCACCGGGCCUUGCCGUGCAGCCUUCCCACGCUGGUACUUUGAUGCCGAGAAGAACUCCUGUGACUAUUUCAUCUAUGGAGGGUGCCGGGGCAAUAAAAACAGCUACCUCUCCAAGGAGGCAUGCAUGCAGCGCUGCUUUGGCAAGCAGAUGUAUCCAGUCUUGCCCCCUGGCACUAAAGUGGUGGUCCUGGCAGGGCUGUUCGUGAUGGUCCUGAUCCUCUUCCUGGGAGCCUCUGUGGUCUGCCUGAUCCGGGUGGCACGAAGGAACCAGGAGCGGGCCCUUCGCACUGUUCUGAGCUCUGCAGAUGACAAGGAGCAGCUGGUGAAGAACACAUACGUCCUGUAAAUGCCCUGUCACCAGGAGAACUGGGAAAGGGAGGGGAGAACGUGUGUGUGCUUUUUUAAAAGAAUGAUUGAUUUGUAUUUUAUCAUUAGGGCUUUGGUCUGUUUUGUUAACUCCAGAAGGUAAGAAGGCUGCUUUCUGGUCUCACCAGGGUGGGUUUGCUUUGGGAAUUCUCUUGGGGAAGGGCUGUGUUUGACAUCGCUAAUGGUCUGGUAGCAGCCCAGAGUUGUUUCCUUGUUGAUUUACUUUUUUCCUCUUGGUAUAGUUUUCUUUGCUUAUGUUGAAUCCCAUUGCCUCC